AUGUCAAGACAUACUAAAUUAAAUUAAAUUACAAAAGAAGGUUUUGAAGAGCAUUUUGCAUCCGAGAAUGAAAGCGAAGAUUUAAAUAUAGAGGAGGAAGAAAUAAUCGAGGAAUUUAUUCAAAUGUUCGAUAGGAAAUUUAAAAAAAAAGAAAUAUUAAAAGUACUCGAUUAAAAUGACUGGAAUGAAGAUGAUGCUACACACUAAUUAGAGGAAAUGUUGAAAAAAAAGAACAAUUAUAAUAAAAAAAAAAUCAACUACCAAAAAAAGAAAUAGAAGAUAAAAAAUUAUAAUAAACUGGAAAUAUAUUAGUAAAAAAAGGAUAAAAUCAAUAAAUCUAACAAUAAUAUUAAUAGUAUAACGAAACUAAUAAUAAUUAAAAAUAAAAUAAUUAAAAUAAUAUUCAAUAAUAAUAAUUAACUUUAUAAUAAAAGCAAUCUACUAAUAGCAUAAAUGAAAAAAACUGUAAAAUAGGCGAAACAAUAUAUAUAGAAAGAAAUUUAAAUUUAUACAAUAGUACAUAUGAUCCUAUCAACUAUAAAUUAGAAUUAAAUAAAGUAUAAAAAUAUAUCAAAAAACAAAUCAACAAAAAAUAAUAAAUAUAAAAAGGAUUUAUAAAAUUUGAAUCUUAUCAUAAUAGGGCAUGUAGAUUCAGGAAAAAGUACUUUAAUAGGUCAUCUAUGUUACCUUAAAGGACUUAUAGAUUCAAAAUAAGCUCACAAAAAUGAAAAAGAAUCAAAAAAUAUAGGUAAAGAAUCAUUUAAAUAUGCAUGGGCAAAUGACGAAUUUGAUGCUGAAAGAUAACGAGGUGUAACUAUAGAUAUCGGUUUUAAAGUUUUAUAUACGAAAAAUAAAAUAAUAACAUUUUUGGAUGCACCUGGACAUAAAGAUUUUGUUCCAAACAUGAUUUAAGGAGCUACGCAAGCCGAUUAUGCAUUACUAGUAGUAGAUGGUUUUCCAAAUAGCUUUAUGAGUGGUUUUGAUUUAGGUGGAUAAACUAAAGAACAUGCUUAUUUAGUUAGAUCUCUAGGAGUAGUAAGAAUAAUAGUUGUUAUUAAUAAAAUGGAUUUGACAGAUUGGAAUGAAAAUGAUUAUAAUUAUGUAUGUACAUUAUUAAAUGAUUUUUUGGUUAAAAUUGAUUUUGAUAAAAAAAACAUAAUUUUUGUUCCCAUUUCUGCAUUUUAAGGCGAAAAUAUUGUAUAAAAAACAAAUCUUAAAUAAGCAUCUUGGUAUAAUGGAUUAUGUUUAAUGGAUUUAUUAGAUUAAUUAUAAGUUCCUGAUAGAAAUAUAAAUACUCCUUUAAGAAUGAAUAUUUACAAUACUUAUUUCUAAAAAAAUAAAGGGCUUUUUAUAUCUGGAAAAAUAGAAGGAGGUGUUAUAUUUGAAAAAUCUAAGGCUUUAAUAAUGCCAUAAGGAUUAGUAGUAUUUGCAAAAGAUAUUUAUAAAGAUAAUAUAAAAUCUGAAUAUGCUUAUGUAGGAGAUAAUAUAGAAUUAGUAAUUUAAAUUAAAGAAUAAUAGUAAGAAAUAAGAUCUGGAAAUGUUUUGUGCUCUAUUGAAUAUCCUAUUCCAACUACUAAUCUUAUUGAUGCUGAGUUUGUUGCUUUCGAGCUAAUUUAUCCAAUUUUGAAAGGAGCUUAAGUAAUUGUUUAUAUAAAUACUGCAAAAAGUCCUGGAUUUAUUAAGAAAGUCUAUAAUUUAAUUGAUAAGAAUUCAGGAGAUAUUUUAAAGAAAAAUCCGAAGUAUAUUUAUUUAAAUUUUUUUAUUUAAAUAUUUAAUAGAUGUAUAAGAAGUCAUGAUUGUGCACAAAUAUAAAUUAGCAUUGAAAAAAGUUUAUGUGCCGAACUAUAUAGUAAUUAUAGGGCUUAUGGUAGGGUUAUUAUUAGGGAAUAAAUGAAUACUUUGGGUGUAGGAAUGAUUACAAAAAUAUAUUGA
Messenger RNA from Ichthyophthirius multifiliis, 1932 nucleotides. RefSeq lists its product as hypothetical. The record is from RefSeq and is a predicted model, not a curated record. The transcript is spliced from 5 exons. Lineage: Eukaryota; Ciliophora; Oligohymenophorea; Hymenostomatida. Gene Ontology annotation, biological process: translation. Gene Ontology annotation, molecular function: GTPase activity; GTP binding.